Molecule: messenger RNA, 2681 nt
Organism: Hordeum vulgare subsp. vulgare (domesticated barley)
Lineage: Eukaryota; Viridiplantae; Streptophyta; Magnoliopsida; Poales; Poaceae
Product: pentatricopeptide repeat-containing protein At3g51320
Exons: 2
Coding region: 67-1746 (559 amino acids)
Biological process (GO): RNA modification
Molecular function (GO): RNA binding; protein binding
Source: RefSeq, a predicted model, not a curated record
AGUCUGGCCCGCUCCACCCCCCAUGGCGCCGCCGCCCCGAGGUCGUCUCCUCCGUCUCCCCCCGUAAUGGCGGCCACCUCCACCUCGGCCUCCUCCCCCGCCGCCGCCGACGACGACCUCCACGCAUUCCUCCGCGGCGGCCUGCGCACCCGCGGGGCCGUGCUGCGCGCGCACGCCUUCCUCCUCCGCCGCGGCCUCCUCCUCGGCCACCCGGUCCCCUCGGGCCUCCUCCUCUCCGCCGCGGCGGCCACCACCACCGCCACCCACCUCCUCCGCCUCCUCCUCCGCCACCUCCCGCCACCCCUCCCGCUCUUCUCCCUCUCGGCCGCCCUCCGCGCCGCCGCCCCGCGCGUGCCCUUCUCCGCGCUGCUCUCCCUCUUCGCCCACCUCCUCCGCGCCCACCCCGCCUCCGGCUUCCCCGACGCCUUCGCCUUCCCGCCGCUCCUCUCCGCGGCCGCCUCCGCGCGCUCCCCGCGCCGCCACCUCCCCGCCGCGCUCGCCCUCCACGCGCAGCUGCUCCGCCGCGGCCUGCUCUUCGCGCUGCCGCCCCACGCCGCCAACGCGCUCCUCCAUUUCUACGCCGCCGCCGGCAGCCUCCCCUCCGCGCGCCACCUGUUCGACGAAAUGCCCUCCAGGGACAUCGCGUCCCACAACACCAUGAUGACGGCCCACGCCGCUGCUCUGGGCGGCGGGGUUGACGCCGCGCGCCAGCUGUUCGACGGAAUGCUCCUCAGGAACGUCGUGUCCUGGAACGUCAUGAUCAACGGGUAUGUGAAGGCCAAGCGGCCCCAGCAGGCGCUGGAGGUGGUGCGGUGGAUGGCGGGGGUCGGGGUCAGGGGCACCGCCACGACGAUGGUCGGGGCGGCCACCGCGUGCGCCAGGCUGGGGAGGCUGGGGCCCGGGAGGGAGGUGCAUUGUGCGUUCUUGCGCCGCUUUGAGGAGGACAACCUCUUGUUCUGGACCUCGCUGGUUGAUAUGUAUGGCAAGUGCCGGAGGGUGGCGGCCGCGAGGAAGGUGUUUGAUCGGCUUAACGUCCGCAAUGUCGUUUGCUGGAAUGCAAUGAUCAUCGGGCAUUGCGUGUAUGGCGAACCCAGUGAUGGGCUUCAGCUGUUCCAAGAGAUGAUUGGACGAGGGAAGAACGGUUCAGAUGACCAAUGGGUUCUCGGACCAGAUGAAGUGACUUUCAUUGGUGUACUAUGCGCGUGUACCCGUCUAGGUCUCCUGGAUGCUGGGAAGGCAUAUUUCAACCAGAUGACCACGACGUACAGUCUCAGGCCAACAUUCGCGCACUAUUGGUGCAUGGCGAAUCUGUAUGGGAGUGUUGGCCUUCUGGAAGAAGCAGAGGGCCUCUUGAGGAGCGUGCCAGAGGAGCUGAAGGCACGUGCAUUGGGCGGUUUGCUCGGGUUGUGCCGGUUCAGAGGGGAAUGGAAACUUGGGGAACGUAUAGCCCUCAGGUUGAUCGAGCUGGAACCAAGCAACUGUGCUCACUAUGCUCUGUUAUGCAGUGUAUAUGCUUCGGCGGGAAGAUGGGAAGAUGCUCACAGGGUGAAGGCUAUCAUAAAGGAAAGCGAUGAGAGGUUCAGUCCUGGACACCGUCUGGUGGAUCUAAAUGAGAUCGCAAAUGAAUUUAAAAUUAGGGAGAGGCAACCUGAGAAUCAGGAAAUAUAUGUUAUCCUGGAUGACUUGGUGUCAAAGCUGCAGUUUACAAGCAGAGAAGAUGCGCACACCGAACCAGGGAUAAAAUAGUGCAGUGUACACUCACAGACCAUUUCCGAGCUGCACGGGUUUUGAGCAGGCAGGCAGGAGGCAGCUAGCCAGAACAGUAGGCUAUGUUGUGACCCCACAUGUAAGACACAGGGUUGCAAGAAGUGUAUUCCCCAGGUGUAUUUUUGCUAAGCCAUUUAAGAUUCUCUUGGGUCAGAAAUGUUUGAGAUGAUACAUUGCAUAUACAGAUGCAUACAAGUGACAAUCCACAUACAGUCCAUAAACUCAGGAUGCCCUAUUCUUCAUGGAAAUUCUCUGACAGCAUGGUUCUGCCUGGGAGGAUAAUGAGAUCGAGCUCUUGAGAUAUAUUACCAAAAGGACCGUGUUGCCGCAUCUCUGCUGGUUCGUGUGGAUGGGAAGUACAAGUUCCGGUAUACUGUGGAUGGAGGCAACAGAGCUGAAGGGCUGGCCUGUAGUUAUUUGGUGAGAGGACAAAAUAUUGGUCAUACAUUUGGCAUAGGAUGAAGGUUGCAACCAUGAAAUUUUCUUUUGCUUUUCUCCCAUACUGACAAUGACCAGAAUCGGCGCAAGGCAAGUUUAAGAGAAGCCAAGUCCAGUGUAGAGUUUCUUACCCUUUUUUCUUACACCUUUAUAUGGUCAGCCUGUCAGGCCAAUGUCUCCUGAUGAAACUUUGAUAAUGAUGCCAUUCGAGUUUUUGGUCAUACUUUUGGCAUAAGAUGAAGGGUGCGGCUAUGGGAUUUUCUUUCGCCUUUUGCCUGCACUGACAGUUGACCGUAAUUGGCACAAGGCAAGUCUAAGAGAAGCCAAGUCUUGCGUAGAGUUUCUGUUUUUUCCCGUACACUUUCUUGUGGUCAGCCGGUCAGGCCAAUGUCUCCUGAUUAAAAUUUGAUAUUGAUGCCAUUCAAGCCAUUGUUGUAGAAGUAGAAAUAACUGAAGAAAUGGAUUCUUUAUAGUUC